Gymnogyps californianus (California condor) is the source of this 1970-nucleotide messenger RNA. RefSeq names its product malic enzyme 3 (gene ME3). Bases 49 to 1869 code for a protein of 606 amino acids. Gene Ontology annotation, cellular component: mitochondrion. Gene Ontology annotation, biological process: pyruvate metabolic process; malate metabolic process. The record is from RefSeq and is a predicted model, not a curated record. The transcript has 14 exons. Gene Ontology annotation, molecular function: malate dehydrogenase (decarboxylating) (NADP+) activity; NAD binding; malate dehydrogenase (decarboxylating) (NAD+) activity. NCBI's taxonomy places the organism in Eukaryota, Metazoa, Chordata, Aves, Accipitriformes, Cathartidae.
UCCGCUAACGCCGUCUCCGCCCUCGCCCGCAGGAGCCGCGGCAGGGCGAUGGUGCCGGUGUGCGGCGGGGCGGGCGGCCGCCUGCUGCGGAUGGCGGGGGCCGGUCGGAGGCCGCUUCUCCUCAGCGUCACCCGGGGCCGCAGCUGCCAGGCGGGGGGGAACCCGGCCAGCCACGGCAGGGCCCUGGCCGUCAAAAAGCGAGGCUACGACAUCACCAGGAACCCCCACCUCAACAAGGGAAUGGCUUUUACACUUGAAGAGAGGCUGCAGCUGGGAAUUCAUGGCCUCCUUCCUCCUUGCUUCUUGAGCCAAGACGUUCAAGUCCUCCGUGUGAUGAAAAACUACGAGAACAAAUCUAACGAUCUAGACAAGUAUAUUGUUCUUAUGACAUUACAAGACAGGAAUGAGAAGCUUUUUUACCGAGUGCUGACCUCCGACAUCGAGAGAUUCAUGCCCAUCGUUUACACCCCAACGGUUGGCCUGGCUUGUCAGCAGUAUGGUUUGGCUUUCAGGAGACCACGGGGGUUGUUUAUCACCAUCCAUGACAAAGGCCAUAUUGCAACAAUGCUAAACUCUUGGCCUGAAGAAAAUAUUAAGGCUAUCGUGGUGACAGAUGGAGAGAGGAUUCUCGGUUUAGGAGACCUAGGAAGUUAUGGCAUGGGUAUCCCAGUUGGGAAGCUUGCUUUGUACACAGCUUGUGGUGGAGUUCACCCACAACAGUGUCUCCCUGUCCUGCUGGAUGUUGGCACAGACAACGAGGCUCUCCUGAGUGAUCCACUCUAUAUUGGACUGAAACACAAGAGGGUUCGUGGGAAACAGUACGACGAACUGAUUGAUGAGUUUAUGCAGGCAGUUACCAACAAGUACGGCAUGAAUUGUCUGAUCCAGUUUGAAGAUUUUGCCAAUGCUAACGCUUUUCGUCUCCUCAAUAAAUACCGCAACAGAUACUGUACAUUCAAUGAUGAUAUUCAGGGCACUGCGUCUGUUGCAGUUGCUGGCAUCUUUGCAGCCUUAAGGAUCACAAAGAACAAGCUCUCUGACCAUAAGUUUGUUUUCCAGGGAGCUGGAGAGGCUGCAAUGGGCAUAGCUCAUCUCAUCCUCAUGGCCAUGGAAAAGGAAGGAAUUUCACGAGAGGAUGCCAUCAAAAAAAUUUGGAUGGUGGACUCCAAGGGACUGAUUGUGAAGGGCAGGAGCCACCUGAACCAUGAGAAAGAAAUGUUUGCCCAGGACCACCCCAGUGUGAACACGCUGGAAGAGGUUGUGCAGAAAGUGAAGCCUACAGCAAUUAUAGGUGUCGCAGCUGUUGCAGGAGCUUUCACUGAGAAGGUUUUGAAGGACAUGGCAGCCUUCAAUGAGAGGCCCAUCGUGUUUGCCCUGAGCAACCCCACAAGUAAAGCGGAGUGCACAGCGGAGCAGUGCUACAGCCUCACCGAGGGCCGGGGAAUAUUUGCAAGUGGGAGUCCAUUCUCAAAGGUAACCCUGCCCAACGGACAGACCUUCUUCCCUGGCCAAGGAAACAACGCCUACGUCUUCCCAGGAGUGGCACUGGGAGUCAUUGCCUGCGGCGUCCGGCACAUCUCUGACGAUAUCUUCCUCAUCACAGCAGAGUCUAUAGCUGCCGAGGUGACAGAGCAGAAUCUUGCAGAAGGAAGACUCUAUCCUCCCUUGGACAGCAUCAGAGAGGUGUCUCUCAAAAUCGCUGUGAAAAUUGUUGACUGGGCCUACAAGCAUGGUCUUGCUUCUUGGUACCCUGAGCCAGCAGAUAAGGAAGCCUUUGUGAAACGGCUCGUUUACAGUCCUGAUUACGAUUCGUUUGUUAUUGAUGAUUACAGGUGGCCCCCCGCAGCCAUGCAAACACAAGAUGUAUAAGUUUUUGUGAGAACUGUUUUCUCAUUUUUACCAUCAGUUCCCGUGGUUCGUAUCAUUGCCGACAUAAACGCACCCCCAGGCUUGCAGAAUGAUAAAAGUAA